AAGAAGUCCAGAUCGCCAUCCCAAUAAUGAAACCAACCCUAGAAAAGGUCCAACUGGCUGGGCAGACUUUGCCCCCUGGAUUUCCAGCUCCGUUCCUCUUUGCUGAUGGGUUGUCUUCAGUGGAAACUCUAUUAACCAAUAUCCAGGUCUACCUCAAAGGGCUGACAGAAUUCAACCUUGCCACAAUUCAGAAGCGCUUGAAAAAGGAGAAGAAAGCGAAGAGGAAAUUGCAGGAAGCUCUGGAGUUUGAAUCGAAGAGGAGAGAGCAAGUGGAACAAGCACUGAAGCAGGCCACGACAGGGGAUGGGCUCAGAAUGCUGAACGAUGCUGGCAUUCCGGAGAUGGAAGUUGACCACAAUGGGACCCAACACGAGAAUGCAGCAAUGCAAGUCUGGACACAGACCAAAAGAAUUGAAUUGAAUUGA
Messenger RNA from Protobothrops mucrosquamatus (brown spotted pit viper), 425 nucleotides. RefSeq names its product dachshund homolog 2-like. Lineage: Eukaryota; Metazoa; Chordata; Lepidosauria; Squamata; Viperidae. The annotation marks the transcript as partial. The record is from RefSeq and is a predicted model, not a curated record. The transcript is spliced from 5 exons.